Molecule: messenger RNA, 576 nt
Organism: Aspergillus niger
Lineage: Eukaryota; Fungi; Ascomycota; Eurotiomycetes; Eurotiales; Aspergillaceae
Exons: 4
Coding region: 1-576 (191 amino acids)
Source: RefSeq, a predicted model, not a curated record
AUGAUCGUGUGUCUUCUCCAGGAUUAUCACAAACUUAGCCGCCUCCAUACUCCGGACUGUCAAUCCUCUUAUAUGGGUGUUUGCCGGGAAAUCCUCGGGGUCCACCAGUCCAAAGCAGUUAGUCAUGAGCAGUGGACGAGCCAGCUUGGACUGUGCCGAACAAGCCGGCUGACCUGCCUUGAGAUGCACCUGGACCACUCUGGAUGCGUGUCUCGCGCCUCGCGUAGAGCUGGCAAUGCUAGGCGGGAUGUCGGCUCCGAAAAGCUGCCAGGAUUUUCGGGUCGGGAUGGAGAAGUGAGGAUGCAGAUGGCUGAGCCGCUGAGGUGUGAGGCGCCGAGUUCAUCCGAGCCAGAGACUGGCCAGCAUCGUGACGGCAUGCCGUGGAUGCCGUGCAUAAGACGGAGGCAGUUGCCGUCGCGAAGGAUGCCGAACUAUUGCAAUCGGCUCGGAUAUGGAGUGGACAGUGACUUGGCGAUAUGUCAUAAUAGGGGUAAACCGGCAUCUGAGGUUAUUGACCGUGGCAAGCAUGAGUGGCCUGAUGCACGAGAGGAUAACAUAGUAACGUUGAUGAAUUGA